AUGCCUCGGCCUAUUAUGGUCCCCGUGAAAUCCAUCCCUAGGGCCCGACUGGCUUCCUCGGACCCCGAUCCCAAUACUCUCGCCGGGGAAAUCACCUUCGAUCCCAACCAUUCCAUCUCGAUCACUCCCUCCACCGAGGAUAACAGCACGGGGGACCCCCUGGCCCUCCCUGCCCUAACACAUCCCCACAUCCACCUCGACAAAGCCUUUGUGCAUAGCGCCCUCCCCUCUGGAUCGCAUCUCCCCUCCACCGGCUCAUUCCAAGAAGCCCUGUCCCUGACCGCGCAAGCAAAGGCCCAGUUCCGUCGCGCAGACCUGUUGCGACGCGGCGAAUGGUUGCUCGCCGAGUCCAUCGCCUCGGGUGUCACGGCCAUGAGAGCUUUCGUGGAAGUUGAUCAGACGGUGGGGCUGGCCUGUCUGGACGCCGGGAAGGAGUUGCAAACGCGCUGGGAAGAAUUCUGUCGGAUCCAGCUAGUCUGCUUCGCCCAGGAUCCGAUCUUCUCUGGCGAGGUCGGCGACGCGAAUCGUGCGCUGCUGGAGGAGGCGCUGGCCCGGUAUCCCUGCGUGGAUGUUAUCGGGACGACGCCGUACGUGGAGGCGAGUGGGGAGGCGGCGAGGCGGAAUAUCGACUGGGCGGUGACGCAGGCCUUGCGGUUGGGCAAGCAUGUGGAUUUCCAUCUGGAUUAUAAUCUAGAUCGCGAGAGGGAAGCCCUCGUAUGGUAUGUCUUGGACGUGCUGCGGAGGAAUCGGUGGACGGCCAACACGACCGACAAACGGGUGAUGUUGGGCCACUGUACGCGACUGACGCUGUUUAACCAUGAGGAAUGGAGCCGGCUGGCGGAUGAGAUCCGUCGGGAUAAUCUCCCCGUGAGCUUUGUUGGGUUGCCGACGAGCGAUCUGUAUAUGGCUGCGCAGCCUGGCAGUGGGGAUGAUGGCCCAAGCAAUGGCCAGCCAAGGGGUACCCUGCCAGUCCCCGAGAUGAUCCGCAAGUACAACCUGGACGCCGUCAUUGGGGUGAAUAAUGUAGGAAAUGCGUUUACGCCGUGGGGGUCGCUGGAUCCAUUGUCGCUGGCUUGCUUGGGGGUGGGUAUUUAUCAGGCAGGCACGCAGGCGGACGCGACAUUGCUGUACGAGUGCGUCUCAACACGAGCCCGCGCGGCCAUUGGCUUGUCAUCGUCAUCGUCAUCUGGUCUAGCCCUGAAAGACGGUGAUCCCGACGAAAUGUUGUUGUUUUCCUGUAUGGAUGAUGCCGGCUGCGCCAUGCCCAGGCCACGAACGCGAGUUGCGGAUGUCGUAUGGGACCCGCCUGCCCGAGUGAGCAGGAGCGUUGUCAUAAGAGGUGCUAUGAAGAUGAUUCCGAAGUCAUUGUUGUUGUGA
This is a messenger RNA of Aspergillus melleus, 1377 nucleotides long. Its product is annotated as putative zinc metallopeptidase. Gene Ontology annotation, molecular function: hydrolase activity, acting on carbon-nitrogen (but not peptide) bonds, in cyclic amidines. The transcript has a single exon. Lineage: Eukaryota; Fungi; Ascomycota; Eurotiomycetes; Eurotiales; Aspergillaceae. The record is from RefSeq and is a predicted model, not a curated record. Bases 1 to 1377 code for a protein of 458 amino acids.